GCUGUAGGAGGGGUAAGAAGAGAGUAGUGGGUUGGGAGUUCCUGUGCCUGAAACAUGGAUGUGACUACUCUAGCUCCUGUUUCAUUGAAGCUUGUGAUAUAUUUUGGCCGGGAAUGUGCUCUUGGGAGAGGGACCACACCUCCUGCAGCGUUUGAAUCAGAGAAACUCAGCCAUGGGACCAGGAGCCGUGAUGUCCUCCUUCCCUGACUGUGCAGCCUUGCCACCUCCUGCUUGUGUACUGAGAGCGUGGCACUGCCCAAAGGCACCCUCCAUAAAGAGGGUGGAAGCAAGUCUCAUCUAUUGAACUGGUGUGCAAAGGCAGAGAGUUGGGUGUAGAUACUGCAGUGGACCUGCCAUUUCUGCCCCUAGGUUGAAUGGCUGCCGAGGGCUUGUAGCUUUGCAAUGUGGAUAACUUGGAUGUGAAGGGUGCUGAGUGUCCUUGUUGAUUUUACCUGUUGGAAGCAGUGACCAUUACAGUGAGCCUUUCCACCUCUGCCACACAGGCACCAUGAGACACCGAAGAAAUGGCAAUUUCGAGAGUUCCAGACUUCUCUGUUCCAGCAUGUCUCGCAGCAUGGACGUGUCAUACAAUGACAGUGAUUUGGUCAACUUCAUUCAAGAAAACUUCAAGAAGAGAGAAUGUGUCUUUUUUACAAAGGACACCAAGUCAGAGGGCAACUUGUGUAAGUGUGGAUACCCUGAAAAUCAACAUAUAGAGGGCACUCAGAUUAAUAACAAUGAAAAAUGGAAUUAUAAGAAGCACACUAAGGAACUUCCCACUGAUGCCUUUGGGGACAUUCACUUUGAAAACAUGGGAAAAAGAGGCAAGUACAUCCGUUUGUCGUGUGACACAGACUCUGAAACGCUCUAUGAUCUCAUGACACAGCACUGGCACCUGAAAACCCCUAACCUUGUCAUCUCUGUCACUGGAGGUGCAAAGAACUUUGCACUCAAGCCCCGAAUGCGCAAGAUAUUCAGCAGGCUGAUCUACAUUGCCCAGUCCAAAGGGGCCUGGAUUUUCACAGGAGGCACACAUUACGGGCUGAUGAAGUACAUCGGGGAAGUGGUCAGAGACAACACCAUCAGUCGGAGCUCGGAGGAGAAUGUGGUGGCUAUCGGCAUAGCAGCCUGGGGCAUGAUUUCCAACCGAGAAAGCCUGAUUCGGAGUGGUGAUAAUGACGGGUACUACUUGGCCCAUUACAUAAUGGAUGAUCUCAAGAGAGACCCCCUCUAUUGCCUGGAUAAUAAUCACACCCAUCUCUUACUGGUUGACAACGGCACCCACGGGCACCCAACGAUAGAGGCAAAAGUACGAACUCAGUUAGAAAAAUACAUUUCGGAGCGGGUUAUCCCAGAAUCGAAUUACGGUGGGAAGAUUCCAAUUGUAUGUUUUGCCCAAGGUGGAGGGAAAGAGACUUUAAAAUCUAUCCAUGUGGCCAUCAAGAGUAAAAUUCCCUGCGUUGUCGUGGAAGGCUCUGGACGGAUCGCUGAUGUUAUAGCUAGCUUGAUGGAGGCAGAAGGCACUCUGGCUUCUUCAUGUGUCAAGGAGAGCUUGCUCAGGUAUCUGCCUCGCACUAUUUCAAGGCUCUCAGAAGAGGAGACUGAAAGCUGGAUCAAAUGGAUCAAAGAAGUCCUCGAGAACCCUCAUUUACUGACAGUUAUCAAAAUAGAAGAAGCUGGAGAUGAAAUUGUGAGCAAUGCCAUUUCUUUUGCUCUCUACAAAGCUUUCAGCACAAAUGAACAUGACAGAGAUAACUGGAAUGGGCAGCUGAAGCUGCUGCUGGAGUGGAACCAACUGGACCUGGCCAGUGAUGAGAUCUUCACCAAUGACCGAAACUGGGAGUCUGCUGACCUGCAGGAUGUCAUGUUCACAGCCUUAGUGAAAGACAGGCCCAAAUUUGUUCGCCUCUUCUUGGAAAAUGGCCUGAACCUGAGGAAAUUCCUUACCACAGAGGUCCUUAAGGAACUGUACACCAACAACUUCAGUAGCUUGGUGUUCAAGAACCUGCAGAUUGCAAAGAACUCCUAUAAUGAUGCACUUCUCACAUUUGUGUGGAAGAUGGUUGAGGACUUCCGAAGAGGUCUUAAAAAAGAUGAUAAAAAUAGCAAGGAUGAGAUGGAGAUACAUAUUUCAAAUGAGUGCCCUAUCACAAGGCAUCCAUUGCAAGCUCUGUUUAUUUGGUCAGUUCUUCAGAACAAGAAAGAGUUGUCCAAAGUCAUUUGGGAGCAAACCAGAGGUUGCACUUUGGCAGCCCUUGGGGCCAGUAAGCUUCUGAAAAGCAUGGCAAAGGUGAAGAAUGACAUAAAUGCUGCUGGUGAGUCUGAGGAACUCGCUAACGAGUAUGAGACAAGAGCAGUAGAGCUGUUCACCGAGUGCUACAGCAAUGAUGAAGAUCUGGCUGAGCAGCUGCUGACCUAUUCCUGUGAAGCCUGGGGAGGCAGCAAUUGCCUGGAACUAGCAGUGGAAGCAAAAGACCAGCAAUUCAUUGCACAGCCAGGGGUGCAGAAUUUCCUUUCCAAGCAGUGGUAUGGAGAGAUUUCAAGAGAUACUAAGAAUUGGAAGAUUAUACUGUGUCUCUUCUUUUUCCCUUUAAUAGGCUGUGGUUUCAUCUCAUUCAGGAAAAAACCUGUGGAGAAGAGUAAGAAACUCUUCCUGUAUUAUGUGUCUUUCUUCACCUCACCCUUUGUGGUCUUCUCCUGGAAUGUUAUCUUCUACAUUGCUUUCCUGUUGCUCUUCGCCUACGUGCUGCUUAUGGAUUUCCAGAAGGAACCUACUGUCCUGGAGAUGAUCCUUUACGUGCUGGUCUUCAUCCUGCUUUGUGAUGAAGUGAGACAAUGGUACAUGAAUGGCAGUAAGUAUUUCUUAGAUCUGUGGAAUGUUAUGGAUACUCUAGCCAUCUUCUACUUCAUAGCAGGAAUUGUGUUCAGGCUGCACUCAUCUGAUGAAAGCUCUUGGUAUUCUGGGAGAGUCAUUUUCUGUUUGGACUACAUAGUUUUUACUCUGAGACUGAUCCAUAUUUUCACCGUUAGCAGGAAUCUAGGACCCAAAAUUAUUAUGCUGCAGAGGAUGAUGAUAGAUGUCUUCUUCUUUCUCUUCCUCUUUGCUGUGUGGAUGGUGGCCUUUGGUGUGGCCAGGCAAGGCAUCCUGAGGAAGAAUGAGCAUCGCUGGGAGUGGAUAUUUCGAUCUGUCAUCUACGAGCCGUACCUGGCUAUGUUCGGCCAGUACCCUGAUGAUGUUGAUGGUACCACCUACAACUUUGACCGCUGCACCUUUUCUGGAAAUGAGUCCAAGCCCUUGUGUGUGGAACUGGAUGCCAACAACCAGCCCCGCUUCCCAGAGUGGAUUACCAUUCCCCUGGUGUGCAUAUACAUGCUCUCAACUAACAUCCUCCUCGUGAACCUGCUUGUGGCCAUGUUUGGUUACACCGUGGGAUCAGUGCAAGAGAACAAUGACCAGGUGUGGAAGUUCCAGCGUUAUUUCUUGGUCCAAGAAUACUGCAGUCGCUUGACUAUCCCCUUCCCCUUUGUCAUCUUUGCCUACAUAUUCAUGGUGAUGAGGAAAUGUUUUAAAUGCUGCUGUAAGAAUGAAAGUAAAGAGCCAUCUAUUUGUUGCUCAAAAAAUGAAGACAAUGAAACUCUGUCAUGGGAAGCUGUCAUGAAGGAAAACUACCUUGUCAAAAUCAAUACCAAAGCAAGCGAUUCAUCGGAAGAGAUGGUGCAUCGAUUCAGGCAGCUGGAUGCAAAGCUUUCUGAUUUGAAAGGCCUCCUAAAAGAGAUUUCAAGCAAAAUCAAAUGAUUGCAGCUGAAAUCCUAAAGUAACUACGUGAGCAGGGUGCCAAUUCACCUAGAAUUUUGGAGCUGGCAGUAACCACCAAAUAAAUGGAGACAAUUGGAUUUUUUUUAUUAUUUGGUUUUGAUAAGACAACAUGUUCUGCUUGUUGGAUGAUGAUAUUAAAACAUAAAGACUGUUUCUCUUCUGUCAGAACUCCCAGGUUACCCAAGCUUUCCUGUUUCCUCAUCUGCCCAGAUGUUCAAUGUCAGAAGGUAGUCCUUAUCAGCUUCUGUUAAAAUGUACUGUUAAUUCCAAGUGCUGUGCUGCUGCUGCCAAAAUCAUUCUGCUUUUGAAUUUCACUCAAAAGGGUUUGUUCAUGGGACUCCUUUACACAUUAAUUGCUUGUCUUAAUAAAUCUCCCUUCCCUCUUCAUGCAGUAACCAGAUCUAGCUUGUUAAUUAUACAGUCUGUCUGUAAGACCUGCUGAAGCUUGUAAUGCUGGUAUGCCAGAAUGAAGCGUAUUGUGGCAUCAUCCCCCUGGGGAAAGAUAAUCUUUGGUCCAGCACCAACAUCUUGGACUUCACUAGAACAGUGUAAACUUACUCCUGCUCUACCUGGAACUGUGCAGCAAUGCAGAAGCUCAACUGUUGCACUCUUGCAUGGAAGGGAUACAAUUCUUAUUGAAAUAGUUUUGAAAGGCUUUGAGUGUAAUCUUUGCUUUUUUUCUGUGGGGGUAAUUUUUAUACUUGGAGCAUUGUAAUUUGUUUUAAUUUUUUCAAACAUCUGUUUGCAGAUGUUUGUAUAAUGGAUAUAAAAUUGCAAAGAUUGGCAAGCUUUACAUCUUCUUAUACUUGCUGUGGUGAGGUUGCUGUUGUCUUUCUUGAAAUAGCAGUGCAAUCUUGUGGUGGUUUGUGUGGUAUAAAUGGUGCAUUACCAGCUGAAGGAAGACUACUCUGAAUGGCAUGCAUAUGCCUUGGAAAAUACUGUAUCCAUCUUCAUCCCCAAUGACUAGGAACAAUCUCUCAACAUGUUUGAUUCUGGAGACUUAGAUAUUUUCCUUUUGCUGGCAAUGGCUAUCUUGGUCCAUACGCUUUAUCAUGACUUACAGCUAGUCUGAGGGCUGUCAGGCAAAAUAUAUGAGUGCUUAUGCAGAUGAUAUGUGAGAUCUCCAAGUGACUAGUUGGUGGUGGUGGAAAGGGAACGUCUGUGGUAGCAGAACACUCCUCAGGCGAGUCAACUUGACUUGUGCCAGUAGAGCCAUUUACUGCCUGGCUAGAAACCAAAGCCUAUGUACGAAGCGUGUUUCUGUACACAGUAGUAUUAUGUAGUCCCUGUGUGCUGUGAAAGCAUGUUGACCCAUAAGAUGAAGACAACCAGGACAGGACAGGGCUACAAAGCACGGACAUUUGGGGAAAUGUUUCUGCUUCUGAGAUGCAACCAAUUGAGGUGCAACUGACUGACCAAAGAGGCCAGUACAUGUGUGUGUUUUACCCAAAGCUGGGGUCUAGAGCAUUGCCAAUAGCAGUGUUAGUAACUUAUAUAUGAAGUAUUUCAGUCUUUUCCUGUAAAAAAGAUUGCAAAGUCCUCAGUAAGACCUUUGCUUAUUUCUGUGGCACAUAGCUCACAUCGUAAGUUAAGCCUUAAGAUAAGCCUCCUUUCUGGAAACUUUCUUCAAUGUCACUUGUAUGCCUCAAAGUGAAAGUUGUGCUUUCAGUGCAUUUCUUUCACGUAUAAAACCUGUAGUGUACUUGCCAGAAGAUAGUGAUGUGCUCCUAUGUAAAACGAUGAAAGUAGCUUUGAGACAUGGCAUGAAAAAUCAAAACCCUGCAGCAGCUUGUCCCAGCCCCAGCUGCUGCACCAGCAGCAGGAAUCGGCCCCAUGGCUACAGAGCCCUGAGUGCCCAACAUGGGCCUGAGGUGCCCAGGGGGCUCCCUGGCACCCUGUGGCAGCCCUGCCCAUGUCUGGGGGAGCCUGGCUGGGUCCCUCACACAGAAGUUUUGGAACCAGGCGUCCACAAAGUGCUGCCUUGACAUAGCUCAUCAUACACAACUGAAACCUUUAAGCAAGGGAGUCUCUACAAUGUUUGGUAAUGAGAUGAGGAGUGACCAUGGACAUCUAUCUUACCACACAGAUGUUUGCUCUAUGAUUAUCUCGUGGCAACGCUUUUGAAAGAUCUGGGGAACAGUAAUGGUGAGUUGGGCAUCUUCCUGUACUAAAAGGCACGUGCGCCAGCUUUGCUGUCAUUUCUGUGAGCACGAGGGUCUGUCAGGAGUAGGAAACCUGGCAGCUGUUUUGGAAGAAAGAAAUGCCUGGAAGAUCUGUCUCAUCAAGGUGAUGGUGAUGUGUGAACAUGGAGUGAGAAAGUGGCUGCUUCGGGGAAGGAAGUGUGCUGCGGACAGACCAUUUUGCAAAGGAUUUUUGAGACGUUUCCAUCGUUCAACGAUUUGGCUGCUGAGAAUGACAUAAGCAAAUGGCCUGUAAAACCAUCGUGUCUGUAGGCUUCCAAAGCCUGGAGCUAGACUUCUGUAACCUGCUCAGCGAUCUCUGAGACAGAGGAGUGGAAGUGGAAGCUUUUUGUUAAAAAUAUAAAAAGGCUUCACCACUUGCCAGUUAGCUUGCCAGAACUACCGAGCGGUGUGCCUCCCUUGCAGCUUCGUGCGUAUGGUAGGUCUCGUUCUCUGCGACAGCAGCCAUAAAGCCAGGUACGCUGGUUUACAGUGAACCUGCCUGAAGCUCAAACGGAGCCUGCAAAUCGCUCUCUGGCAGGGUGUGAAGCCAAGAUGCUCAAAGGUAAUAAGUCCCUGAAACAUCACUAUGGAGAACAUGCUAGCCAUAAUACUCGCUGCUUGACAGUAGUUAUCAACUGUAGUGAGAGCAAAACAGGUUUUACUGUCCCCAAUCAAUAAACUAGUAUACAAAAUUAUUUCAUAAAUAUUGUUUCUUUCCCCUUUGUCUCAUGUUAUUCUGGUUUCUCCUCCUGGGCGUGCUUCCCUGCACCCACCAUGCUGGAGCACACCAGUGCCUGUACAUACCCUCUAAACACACCUGUGCGUGCCCGGAGCCGAGGGCCCAGACGUUGUCACCUCAAGUUUGGUAACGCUGGGCUGGGCCCUGUGUGGGAAGGGGGCGAGGAGGCAGCCCCAGGGGUCCCUUCCCACUGCCCACUUGGUGGCCCUGUGGCUCGGAGAGCUGUGGGGACGGGAAGCUGUGAGGGGACAGGGUGGCGAGAGGGCUGUGGAGAAGGGGUGUGAGGUCACAGGGCUCUUUGUGACCUGGCGUGAUGUGGCAGGUGAGGUGGCAGCGUGUCAUAGAGCCCUUUGUGACCCUCUCAAGGGGUCUCUAUUUAGGGAUGGUAACAGCAAGCAGCAAGCUCACUUUGCCUGGAGGACGUGUCGGGACAGGACAGGAGGGAGUGGGACUGUGAGGAGCCCCUGCACAGUGCCCUCAUUCUCUGCUGCCCCUGUUCGUGGCACUUCGCUAAGGCGUUUGCCAUCCCUGUGGCCAAGAGCCUUUGAGGUAGGGCCUUGUUGGGAUGGAGGGGAGAUUCCCCAGCGAGCCCAGGACGGCCUGGGAGGAGGUGGAGCAUGAAAGCACCAGGUUCAAGCUGUCACAGCGGGGAGGCGGGGCGGUGGCACCAACAUGGGCAGGUGAGUGGCUAUGCUGGCCAGUGGGGCAGGAGCUGGCAACCAGCUCUGCCACUUCCCAUUGUCUAUGAGGUAUCCUGCACUGUCCAGGGCCUGCCCCGCUGGGUGUCCCUAGGGGGAGAGGGGCGGGGGGACUGUUCCUGCUUCAUUGGACAGGCAAGGUGGCAGGCAGCCAUCUUGUGUAAGGGACUUCUGCUCUUGGGCAGCAAGCUCCUUGUGGGGCGUAGGGCUCUCCCUCAUGGCCAUGCUCCCACCGUGCCUCACCUACUGGACAUCCCCAGCCCCGAUGCGUGGACAGAGGGAUGGGGCUCGGUGCCCCCCCUAGUUCCUAGCUGAGGGGUCGCCCUCCCCGGGGAGUGGGGGACUCAGUUAGGUCCCCCAGCCUCUCUGGCAGACCCUCAUCUGUGUGUGUGCGUGGUCUUCACCAAAUCCAGAUGCAGCCCUGUCAAAAGAGGCAGUGGAGGAGGAGCUGUGGCAGGAGCUGGCCCUGGAGCGCAUCCGUGACGUCCUGCAGAAGAAAGAAAAGGUACCUGUGCCGUUACCACCUUGGGCAGGGCCUGCUCAGCCGAGCACUGCCCUUAGGACUCUCGGUGUGUGGCAUCUCUCAUCCCUGUUCUCCCUUCUCUCUUAGGAGUAUGGGGAUAACCUGAAGCCUGCCACAAAGUGUCAGAUCAUCCUGAAUGCCAUCGAGGAGGCAGCAGCUUCAGGCCAGUUCAACACAGAAGAGGUCGCUAUGAUGUUGCAUGGCCUCGUGGAACUCCACAUCUCCCUUUCUGAGCACGUAAGUAACCUGUGGUGGGGCUUGAGCCCUUCGGGGAUCGUGUCUGCCCUGAAGCUGAGUCUGCUGGCAACUGCACAUGCAUUUAGGCCAGUCCACAGUGGUGGGAGGCUAAGAACUACUUGGUGGGAUCAGGGGAAAUGGUUCACACUGGCAGCAGCCCCACUCAACCAUGUCUCUACCAGGUGCCGAAGAUGGUGAGGAGCAUCUACCAUUGGCUCGCAUCCGUCAGGAGUCCCAAGCACAGGCUGGCCAAGAGCAUUGGGCCUCUGGCCAGGGAGCACCCCCACGACGUGGUGGUGACGCUGCUGCACUG
Messenger RNA from Anas platyrhynchos (mallard), 8510 nucleotides. It is a transcript of the gene TRPM8, whose product is annotated as transient receptor potential cation channel subfamily M member 8. Gene Ontology annotation, cellular component: plasma membrane. NCBI's taxonomy places the organism in Eukaryota, Metazoa, Chordata, Aves, Anseriformes, Anatidae. The record is from RefSeq and is a predicted model, not a curated record. Gene Ontology annotation, biological process: calcium ion transmembrane transport. Gene Ontology annotation, molecular function: ligand-gated calcium channel activity.